Messenger RNA from Ichthyophthirius multifiliis, 438 nucleotides. RefSeq lists its product as hypothetical. The transcript has 6 exons. NCBI's taxonomy places the organism in Eukaryota, Ciliophora, Oligohymenophorea, Hymenostomatida. The record is from RefSeq and is a predicted model, not a curated record. Gene Ontology annotation, cellular component: EMC complex.
AUGGAUGUUUACUUUAUUUUAAAUUACGGUUAAUAUGAAACUUAUCUUAAUGAUGAAGGAUAAUUUAAAUUUUAUAACAUUCCGAAAGGCAAAUAUAUAUUAGAAGUAACUUCUAAAAUAUAUUCAUUUGAAAAAGCCAUUAUUUCUUAUUUACCUAAAAAAAAAAAUAACUCUGAUUAUGAUAUUUUUAUAUAAAUUGUUGAUCCAAUCACAUUAGAUAUAUAUUCAGAUGUUAGAGAUAAUAAUAAAAUAAUAUUAAAACCAAUUAAUCGUAUAGAGUAUUUUGAAAAAGUAGAACCUUUUAAUAUUUUAAUGUUUUUCUUUAGUGGAUAAGGUCUAAUGAUCACUAUCAUGGUUCUUUUCUACUUUUGUUCAAAGAAUAUGCCUAAUAUGGAUUUAUUAAUUUAAUAAUAAAAGAAAUUUUACUCACCUUUCUGA